AUGAUUGCAAUCAAGAACUCUAACAUUGUGAACUUGUACAAGUACGUUCACCAAGGUCCUUAUGUCUAUUUAAUGAUGGAACUUUGCCGUUCAAAUCUUGAAGAGUUCUUAAAAGAAAAUAAAGAUGUUCCUUCAUCGAAACUUCAUGAUAUAGCAUUUGGAAUGAUUAAUGCAGUUAAUUGUUGCCAUGCAAACGGUAUCAGUCAUGGAGAUAUCAAACCUUCAAAUUUCCUUUUUGAUUUCAAUGGAAGAAUCAAGAUAUGCGACUUUGGAUUGGCACAGAAGUCAUUGCAUGAGCAAAUUUACACAAACCUUUCCGGAACAAUGAUGUUUUUGGCUCCAGAAGUUAUUCAGAGAUUACCAUUUGAUGCGUUUGCAGCUGAUAUUUAG
This is a messenger RNA of Trichomonas vaginalis G3, 390 nucleotides long. Its product is annotated as protein serine/threonine kinase protein. The transcript has a single exon. Gene Ontology annotation, biological process: protein phosphorylation. Lineage: Eukaryota; Parabasalia; Trichomonadida; Trichomonadidae. The coding region runs from base 1 to 390 and encodes 129 amino acids. Gene Ontology annotation, molecular function: ATP binding; protein kinase activity. The record is from RefSeq and is a predicted model, not a curated record.